AUGCCUCGGGGCGCCCCAAGUGAAGAAAUCCGUAGCGGACACUCGCGCUCCUGUGGAGGCAGAAGGAGCUAUUUCUGCGAAGUGGACGCUGGAGGGCGAGCAAGAUGGAUUUCCUCUGUGGCCGGGAGAAGGGGAUGUGAUCUCGACCAAGGCCAGAAACGGCGACAGAGGCAAAGCAGGGCAAGCUGUGUUAAAUGUGCCAUCGCUGGGCGGGAUCAUAAUGCCAGUUCAAAGAAAGCAAAUGUAGCCUUGAAAAGCGGCCAGGAAUACAAGGCUUUCUAUCCAACCCAUGAACAGGCUAUUUGGCCCGAGGUCCAAAAUAAAGGUCCCCGCAGAGCAGACAAGCUCGUUCUCGAGUCGCCAGACUUAGAUCAGUUCGAUUUGUCGAUCGCUGAGGUUGACGCGUCUUGUCAAGGCACAGUCAAGGGCUCAAAGAAGAUCCAAUGCGUAUGGUACUGUGCAGACCGCACCUUCUACAAUAUUUCGAAGAUAACGCUGAAAUUCGGGGGCUCCCCCGAUGGAACGAAAAUUAUUCUCCCGCUGACCCUGACCUCAUACGUGGCACAGUCAGGUAAUCUCACACAAUCGGAUUCUAAGACAUACAAUCAUACCUGGGACAGGCGCGCCCCUCCGACCUUUAAGCAAACUGAUCAGUCCCAGUUCCCACAGCCACGCGACAUCACUGUAUUUCCAGCUCCAAAAGCAGACGAUGAGCGCGCUAGAUUAAAACAGGCCUUCAAGUGGGCUGACUUUCAACCUACGGGUUUCUACCUGAAUCCCAAUACCACGCUUACCGUGAACGUCUCUGGUGCGAUGGAGACUGGAUCGAAACCCCAGAUCCUGAUCGGUACUCCGGCUUUAGUGCAUCCAUCUUAUCAUAAUGAUCUGAUGCCGGUCCAGCUGCAGCCGUCUCAGCCGUUGAACAACGGGAAAAAUACAGUGUCCAACGCAUUUGGUGGAAUCCUCUAUGUCCGCUAUAGCAACAGCGCCCCCGAGGCAUCUCCUCCUUUGAGGGUCACGUUGUUAGGGGAUGCAGCCCAGCCAUUUCCACUGUCCCGGCAGGGUGUGACGACUGAAAAGGAUUGGGAGACCAUGCUGCGCAUAACCAAGGUUCCAUUCGCCGAAGUCACUGGUGAGCGGGUGAUCAUUACUGGGCUGGCGGCGGAUGCGAAAUUUUAUGCGGGGCAAAAGAUGUCCCCGCAGGAAUUGUCAGAGAGGUAUAAGGAAAUCAUUUCCGCCCAAGACAGCAUCAGCGGCCUUAAUGCCACGGCGCCCGACCCCAAAGACAGACCGAGCCACUUGCGACCUAUGGUUGUGCAGACCCGCAACGAUACAGAUUUGAAUUCAUUCGACUAUCGCGCUGCUAUUCCGGCCCACCACCAUGGGGACGUCUGGAAUAAGACUCAGCUCCGCCAGUCAUGGGCUGUCUGGCACGAGCUGGGCCAUCACCGCCAACACGACGACACGUGGAGCUGGGAUGCGCUUGACGAAACUACGGUCAACAUCUACAGUCUAGCCAGCCGCCGUCUCUUUCCCAGCUCAGCAGCCUGCCAUGUCAGCAUCCCACCCGGGCUCACUCCAAUAUCCACGUUGGUGUACAUGAGUAAACCCUGA
Aspergillus novofumigatus IBT 16806 is the source of this 1614-nucleotide messenger RNA. RefSeq lists its product as uncharacterized. The transcript has a single exon. Bases 1 to 1614 code for a protein of 537 amino acids. The record is from RefSeq and is a predicted model, not a curated record. NCBI's taxonomy places the organism in Eukaryota, Fungi, Ascomycota, Eurotiomycetes, Eurotiales, Aspergillaceae.